This is a messenger RNA of Pungitius pungitius (ninespine stickleback), 4832 nucleotides long. It is a transcript of the gene mylk5, whose product is annotated as myosin, light chain kinase 5. The transcript is spliced from 19 exons. The record is from RefSeq and is a predicted model, not a curated record. Gene Ontology annotation, molecular function: protein kinase activity; protein binding; ATP binding. Gene Ontology annotation, biological process: protein phosphorylation. NCBI's taxonomy places the organism in Eukaryota, Metazoa, Chordata, Actinopteri, Perciformes, Gasterosteidae. The coding region runs from base 489 to 3107 and encodes 872 amino acids.
AUGGUCCCUGUGUGUGCGGCCUUUUGGUAAAUGUUUGAUUUGAGGAAUUCUUCCCUCACAGAAAGCAAAAACAAGCCCCUCGCAGUGCUUUUCUGUGUGGUCACUGAUGUGGAAUUCAGAGAUCAGACGUGGGAACUGGCCGGGCGUUGUAGCCACAUCAGCGGGCCUCCGUCCCGGUUGGGAGUUCAUCCCCAGCAUAGAAGACGCAGCUUGUGCGAUCCGUUGUGCCGAAUGUAUUCAUACGUUUAUCAGGGGAAUGACAGCAGGCGUCUCGCCAGACAUCCACGGUUACCACAGCAUCGGGUGGAUCUGUUGAAGUCACUCCCGGGGGAACGGCACGGGCGUGACAUAAACCGUUGCGUCACCGGCAUCACAAAGGUCGACUGCAGCAUUGAUAAGUGAGCAGGAAUCGAUAAACACAAUACAACCUUUGGCUGGGUGGUUUGUUCCGUACGUACAGAGGCCAUUUCUGCGUACCCCGCGCCGACAUGAACGGCGAGGCCAGCCAACAGCGUCAUGUGACGACCUUCAGGAUGCACCUCAAGCCGCACAGAGCACCGGGCGCACCGACUGGGAACCGACCGGGAGCGGGUGACACCAGCGAGCAACGUAUUGACGCACAUGGCUCUGUCGGCUUCUCCGCCCCCAGACGUCUGGAUGCCCCCGUCUUCGUGGAGCCACUGCAGGACUGCUGCGUGGACGAAGGAAAUGACGUCACGCUGCGGGGGGUUCUCGCCGGGAGUCAGCCCAUCAAAGUGUCGUGGUUACACAAUGGUGAAGUGGCCCGUUUUGGGACUCCAUCUUUCAAUGGCAGGGAGACCAGUUUCUCCGUGAGGGAAUGCUUGCCGGAGGACGCCGGCGCCUACACCUGUUUGGCGGAGAACGACGCGGGGAAGACGUCCUGCUGCGCCGCCGUGUUUGUGAGAGACUUUGAAACUAUCUGCAGUGUGCAGAAUCGGGUCUCCUCCGUCCAGACUUCUGCUUUCAAGAGCUUUGUGGGAAAUGGAAGGUCCCCACCGGCUCCCACAGGCAAGCUGCAGCAGUUCAACGGCUCGGUUUGCGCUCCUCCGGCGGGCUCUGAUAAGCUUUGCCCAGUCUCCUCUCCAAGAGAAGUCAUCCCAAAGAAGAGGGCCAACUCUGAGUCAGGGCUAGCAUUACACUUCAAAAACCCUCCGCAGCACUUUGAAGUGACGGUGGGACAAAGUGCACGAGUGACGUGUUUAUUCACCGGCCAUCCUCCUGUGGCGUCGUGUUGGAUCAAACACAAAGAACAGAUUGUGGACGGCCCAGAGCUGUGGACCGAAAACACCGACGGGAGCACCACACUGGUCAUAGCGGAGGCUAAACCGGAGCACACAGGCCGCUACGCUGUCGUGGCGAAGGACCGCAGGAGCUCUGUAGAACACACGCUCACCCUCACGGUCAUCGAGAGGCCUCAGCCUCCGGCCUCCUGCCCCGUGGUCUGCGAGGAAUCUGCCCACGGCCUCGUGCUGUCCUGGUCCGGCCCCUGCUACGACGGCGGCAGCGCCGUCCUGGGUUACGUGGUCGAGGUAAAGAGCCAAGGCGGUGCCGAUUGGAGCGAGCUCACUGCCCAGUGCGAGAGCACCUCGUACAGAGUGUCCUCCGGGCUGCAGCCUCAUCGGGAGUACAGAUUCAGAGUGAGGGCCUACAACGCGGUGGGGGCAAGUGAGCCAGGACCAGAGUCGCCAGUGGUCACGAUGGAGGGGAAAGGUGUAGAAAAACCCAAAGAAGAAGGCGCUGAGCAAGCGUUUUCCUGUGUAGCGAUUAACUCUUCACAGAAAGUCACAGAUCACUACAGUUUGCAGGAGAGACUUGGAAUGGGAAAGUUUGGCCUGGUGUAUAAGCUCACCCACAAAGAGACGGGGCGCGUCAACGCAGGGAAGUUCUACAAAGGCCGACGGGCCAAAGAGAGGGAGGCGGCUCGCAAAGAGAUCGAGUUGAUGAACCACCUCCACCACCCCAAACUAGUUCAGUGCCUGGCAGCGUACGACCACAGGCCGGAGAUGGUCAUGGUCAUGGAGUUCAUCGCGGGCGGGGAGCUGUUUGAGCGCAUCGUCGACGACAGCUUUGUGCACACUGAGUCCGCCAGCGUGAGCUACAUGCAUCAGAUCCUGGAGGGGAUCGCCUUCAUGCACAAGCAGAGCAUCGUCCACCUGGACCUCAAACCUGAGAACAUUGUCUGCGUCGACACCACCGGCACUUCCAUAAAGAUCAUCGACUUCGGAUUGGCCUCCAGGCUCGACUGCAACACUCCCCUCAAGGUGAUGCAUGGGACUCCCGAGUUUGUGGCCCCGGAAGUGAUCAACUAUGAGCCGGUGUUCUUCACCACUGACAUGUGGAGCAUCGGAGUCAUCUGCUACAUAUUGCUGAGCGGCGAGUCUCCCUUCCAGGGCGGCAACGACGCGGAGACCCUCGCCCUGGUCACGGCUGCCGAGUGGGAGUUUGAUGAGGAGAGCUUUGAGGAGAUUACAGACCAGGCCAAACAUUUCAUCAGCUCCCUGCUCCACAAAGACGCCAGGCGGAGGAUGUCCUCUGAGGAGGCGCUCGCCCACCCUUGGAUGUCAUUUGAGGCUGGAGAUCAGGCCACCAACAGGAGUCUCUCCAAGGACCGAUUGAAGCGUUUUUUAGCCAGGCAGAAGUGGAAGAAAGCAGGUAAGGCCUUGUUGGCCCUGAAGAGAAUGGCUCUGCUGUCUAAAGGGGAAACUUCAGCCUCUGCAUCUCCUACCAGCCCAAGAGCAGACUCUCCCCUCAGCCCGGAGGCAAAGGAUGCCCUGCAGUCCCUGGAGCUCAAGCUGCAGGGCCCACCCCAAUUCACCCAGACCCCAGCGGACCAGACGGUGGACCGGGGCUCCAGGGUCCGUCUCUCGUGUCACCUCACAGGAUAUCCUGACCCAGAGGUCGUUUGGCUGUGUGGUGACGAGCCCGUGGUGGAGUCUCCCACUGCGCAGAUAGAGUACGAGGAAGAUGGCUGCUGUACUCUGGUCUUGGCCCAAGUUGGCCCCGAGGACAGCAACGUGUACACGUGUAGUGCCACCAAUGACCACGGGGAGGCGUCCUGCUCAGCCAAGCUCGUGGUUCAGAGGUAGACUCAUCAGAACUUCUCCUAUGCAGGAAUGACAUGUAUAAACCAAUUGUUUUUGGGUGCCUUAAAGUUUUAUUGUACAUUGACAUUUUAACACAAAUGGGGACUAAACUGAAUAUAUUUUAGUUGUUGCUAUAAAUACAUAAUGCAUGUCUUGUGUAUAACUUCUGAAUAUUGUUAUAGAGCUACUCCAAGCAUUUUUAAAGGUUGCUAUUUCCUGAUGGGACUACAGUACGGUUGUCCUAAACAAUUCAAAACAAAUAGAUCUUACUUUGGCUUAUGAGUGACUGAUAUUAAGGUUCAGCUACAAACCUUUCAACUGGAAAUAUGAAGAUAUGAGAUCAGGUUUGAGCCAUAUAGUGAAUAUCUGAUUUGGCAUUUAUGAUAAACCUAGUCUUGUGUUUAUCCCUUUUUUUAUUUACCUGGAAGAAAAAUGUGAAACAAUGGAGGUUUGCACAUUUUUUUAGUAGAGCUUUUAAAAUGUAUCAUCCCCGUUGCUUUGUUUUUUCAUGAGCGAGGCAACGAUAAUAAGACAGAGGGCAAUGUGUGUCUGGGUGGCAUUUGGGGACUGUACUUUCAAGCCACCUGAACUAUUGAUCGGGAAAUCCUUAAAACCGCAGCUUGACUUGCCUUUUCUUUUAUAGUUUAUCAAAAUAUAAAAACGCAUUCCUAAAUAAACUUACUUAAUUUUGUCCAUUGUAAGGUAAAAGAUGUUUUAAAGAUGCCUUUUUGUUUCUAAAUAUUAUUCAUAUUUCAAGGUGAAAUACUUGUUUUGGGCCACAGUUUUGAUCAUUAAUUUGACAUUUACCACGUGAUCGCACGAUUAGUCCUCAAAUGUUCUUUAAUCUUUGUAUAUAAAUAAGAGAAUUUCACGUUCUGCACGGGUGUGAAAUACACAUUUAAAGUGGAUGCUGAAUUUGAAAGGGGUUGAAGAUUACAUUGUCAUUACAUGGUUGUGGAAAUUCUUUUAAAUGUGAGCUAUUUUUACUGCAAACGCAUGAAGACCGUACCGCUCAUGCAGAGUAGCAUGUCAUGGUGGUGAAGCAUAGAAUAAGUUUCUCCAGAAGCAGAUUUCCUAAUGUGCUUGAGAGCAUCACAUGAAUACUGACACAAUUUUAUUAAAGGGAAGAAUUAAAAUCCUUAUUACGCCCCUUUAAAUUAUUUCCCCUGGUUGGCACGUUUACCUCAGUCAGGUUUUGCAGCGCAAGAACCUCUCGUCAAAUAUCCCUAGUUUUAUCUCACAAGGAAGAGUGGAGAAAACAAGAGGCACCCGUUUCAGGAAACUGCUGGUUAUAAACCCCUGAACAGCUUCAUUAAUAGUUAAACUGCAAACGCCACCAGGGAUUUAAACAAAGCGUUUACAAAUUGCUGUCAGACAUGAAAUUAUAAAACAUUACUGAAAUCAAGCACCACGAGAUGGUGGGAUAUGAAUGACAUAUUAUUUGACCUCGUUUAACUAGUCCUCAGACUGAAACUAAGGCCUAAAGUCCAAGGCAUUAGAUCCUGAUCCCAAGUGUCAUCGCCUGGUGAAUAGUUAAGUGGAACAGUCUGUUAGGCUUGGAAAAAGUGUAAAUACAAACAGGACAGCACUCUCCUGCAAGUUCAUGUACAAUUAUGGGUAUUUUUACUGAUUGUCUUGCAGGGUCUCAUGAGUUUAUUUGAAAUGUUUUAACUUUUUUGUAAACUGACCAAAUUAAAUGUUUGAAUAAACAUCCUUUACUCAUGUUAA